CGCGGGCUUUACUUCGUAGUCUGUCAAAACAAACAACUGAAACAAACAGUCAUCAUCUAGGGUAAAGUGAUACCAUUCCGAACUCUUAAAAUGGGUAACUGUGAAGGAUUAGAAAUUCUUGGUGUUCUGAGGACUGCAAAAGAAAGUAAACAAAUGGUAUUACAACUGAAACCAAGCAUAGAAAUACCGUGGGAAUCGUGUGGGUUUUGUGACUACAAAUGGGAUUCUGAAGCGGAUGAACAGCAACUAAGAGAAACUGAACAUUCACAUUCUAUAAAUGGAAUAUUUUCUUUUAUUCCAAGUAAAAAUCAAUGGACUCUCACUAUUACUGCUUGUGACAAAGAGGAAAAACAUCAAAACACAGCAAAACUUGCAAGUACCUAUGAAAUGUCAAAGAAUGAUACAGCAACGCUUCACAAGAAAUUGCAAUUACAGUAUGAGGUAGAUGGGAAAGUAUAUGAAUUGCAAAGCAAUUAUCCAACAAAAAAAUCCAGAAACGUGGAGACCUCAAACAUUUUUCCUACUCUGAACAAAACAGUAACACAGCCAACUAAAGCUAUUGAGUUUGUCAUUGAAAACAGAAAGUUCUCAACAAAAUCUAGCAUAAGUUCAAUCACCCCACCAUUGGAAGGGACAGUUGAUAAUACUGAAGAAGAACGAUCAGCUUUAGAAGCUUCAGCAGAACUUCUCCAGGUAAAGUUGACAGAUGAAGGUAUUAUACCAGACCGAAUAGGUUGUGGACCAGACACAUCCACAUUUCUGCAAAAUAUGCGAGAACUGGCCAAACUUGUAACUCCUUCUGGACAAAAUCCAUUCACUUGUGAUCAGUGUGGCGAUGAGAUGACCUCCUAUUUCCCUUACAUUGAACAUGUUUUCAAGCAUUUCGGGUCCCGCCCUUAUGUCUGCAACGUCUGCCAGGCAACAUUUCAGACAAGGGCCGUUAUGAGGCAUCAUUUGGACAUGCAUGGUGGCAAAGCGCCUUUCGAGUGCGAGUUUUGCGGGAAGAAAUUUCGCAACUCGUGCCACAUGAAACAGCAUCGGAUGCGACAUACUGGAGAACGUCCUCAUAAUUGCCCAUAUUGCGAAAAAACGUUCGCCCAUAAAAAUGUCCUUAAGAUCCAUUUGCAAGUGCACACAGGAGAAAAGCCCUGUUGCUGUGAUUUAUGUGGAAAGUUGUUUAGAGAACCCCAUCGUCUGGCAUGCCAUUUAGCUACUCAUUAUCGAUCAUCCAAAUCAUUAGAUUGUUCAACAUGUGGCAAGAGUUUCAAAACCAGUGGCAUGCUUAAAUUGCAUGAAACUAAGCGUUGCAAUAAUAAGGUGCAAACAGAUUUGGAAAGAGCAACAGAGAGUCUAGAAACAUUACAGAACGUUACCUACAUUGAAAAUAUGGAUGAAUCACAUUUUCUUGACACAGAACAUGAGGUUACCAUAAUUGAAGCAGAAUCCUUAGAAGUGCUCCCCGUAAACACCUACAUUGUGGAGCCAUCCGGUGUGGGACAAAUGUUGGUGCAGUUUUCUAUUGAUCACGAGGAUGUUGCGGAAAUUCCUUCACUAGACGAAACAUUGAACACGUGAUAUGUCUUUUAAACGCCAAUUUUUAUCUGUGUUCAUUCUCGGAAAUAGAUGUUUUAUUUCGAAAUAUGUAAAAAUAAACCACUGAUUUUGAA
Daphnia carinata is the source of this 1667-nucleotide messenger RNA. RefSeq names its product zinc finger protein 43-like. Lineage: Eukaryota; Metazoa; Arthropoda; Branchiopoda; Diplostraca; Daphniidae. The transcript has 7 exons. The record is from RefSeq and is a predicted model, not a curated record. The coding region runs from base 91 to 1575 and encodes 494 amino acids. Gene Ontology annotation, biological process: regulation of transcription by RNA polymerase II. Gene Ontology annotation, molecular function: RNA polymerase II cis-regulatory region sequence-specific DNA binding; DNA-binding transcription factor activity.